GAUCUUUGGCGAAAGGCUCUCGACAAGCUCUCGGACAAGCAGAAGCAGAGCCUUUUGAAGCUAGCCAGCAAAGGCAAAGCCGCCGAGCAGCCUCUACACACAACGACGGCGUCUAUCAUUCCCGACUUGAUAGCCGAGACACGAGCCAAACAAGAAAAAUGCGAGAAGGAGUCAUGGCGUGUCAAGCUUGGAAGCGACCCCGGGGACGAGAUAAUACUCCGUGAUCAGGCUGCUCUAAUCAUUGCGUGGCUGACCAAAGCUGGGGAUCUCGGGGUGUCAUUCGCACCCUCUCUGGUCGCUCACAUUUGGCCCUGUGUGAAGGCUGUCCUUCAAAUUCCGGUCCAAGAGGCCAAACAAAUGGCCGCAGUUCUCCAAGUGGCUGAUAAGGUAACGCGCGUAGCUACGCGAGGGAGGAUAUACGAGGCAUGCUUCACCACCGAGAAUACCUCCCCGGAAAUUCUAGAGCACCUGCACGAAUCCCUCGUUGCCUUAUACAAGUCCUGUCUAGAACUCGUGUCUAAAGCAGCUGGCUUGCUAAGCAACAACUUAUUGCAACGAAUCACGCACUCGAUUCUGUACCCCGAUGCUAUGGAAGAGGGAGUCGGGAGCAAAUUCGUCGAGCUGGAUAGGCAACUGGCUUUGAGUGUCCAAACAGCCUCUGUUGCGAUCGAUCACAACCUUCUCCUCCGUGUCCAGAGCCUCGAUGCACCAGUUGUCCGGACCGACGAAAGGGUCAUGAAAAUCUUGGAGACAAUGGAUGCACGGGAAGAAAUGAGCAUCCUUGAUUGGAUCAGCAGUGUACAGUACGGCAGUCACCACGACUUGAUACAUGACAGUCGGAUGGCUGAUACAUGUGGCUGGCUGCUCCGUCACCCAAAUUUCCAAGCAUGGGAGACAUCGAGCGGGUGCACACUGUUGUGGUUGAAAGGCAAUUCCGGCAUGGGGAAAACAUUCCUGACCUCCAAGGUGAUCGACCGGAAAAAGGACCUUUUGGGCAGCUGCUCUAAUGACGAGGCUCUUGCGUUCUUCUACUUCAACCGCGGUGACUCGUCAAGGAACACUGCGAUAGCUUGCCUCCAAAGCUUGGUCCGACAAUUAUCAACAGCUUGCAGCCAUCCAGGUCAAAUGCAGCCGUCCCUGCGGACGCUCUACAGAGACUGUAACCGCGAAGGGCGAAGUCUGACUUACGAGCUCUGCAAAAAACAGCUUGCCGAGUCCUUGAACCUAUUCCCCAGAGUCACGAUCAUCCUCGACGCCUUCGAUGAGUGCAACCAAGAUGAUCGCGAGAGCCUGGUUGGAAUCCUCAAUGAACUGAUGGGGUCUAGCGGGCGUCCACUCCUCCUUUUCAUCUCCAGCCGCCCGGAAAGCGAUAUCAGGACUGCUUUCCGGGACCGAGUCAGCGUGGAGGUGGGCGCGGAAGACAAUCAGGACGACAUUGCUGCGUUCGUCAAGAGAGAGAUAUACAAGCCUGGUGGCAGGUGGGGAAGAUUCCCAGCAAUCACAGAACAAUUGAAAGCAAAAGUUGUGGAUACUCUGCUCGAAAAGAGUCGGGGAAUGUUCCGAUGGACCGCGCUCCAAGUGGACGAGCUGCUCAAGCUCUCGCUUCCGGAGGAUGUGGAAAACCGUCUGGGAAAGCUACCCAAGGGCCUCAAGGAAGCAUACGAUGAGAUCUACUUGAAGCAAGAUGAGAUUCGUGCCACCUGGGAGUCCAAAAUUGUCGAUCGAGCGAUCAUGUGGGUGAUGGCCGCCAGACAGCCACUUGGCUCUGAAGAGCUAUUGUCAGCUGUCCGCAUCGACCCCGCCCUCUACGCCGAUACUUUAUGCAAACCUCCGGAAUUACGUGCAGUGGCCGAAGAUACGAAGUACAUCACCAGCCCAGUUACUGCAGAAAUGCUCCUUGACUUCUGCGCCAAUCUUCUAGUAUUGGACCCGAGAACGAGAAAGUGGGGUUUCGCUCAUGCUUCCGUCGCGGAGUACUUUGAGGAAAAGCAUUUCAGCUUCCUACAAGUACAUUUGCACACCGGCUUGACUAGUCUGGCGUUGGUUGUCGACGUUGCCCGAUCGGUCGCAGCAUGGCAACCGCCUGGAGCCAGGAGCACCCCCCGGAGAUUCUGGGCGGAACACGUGGGAAUCGUGGAUGAACAACUCAGUGGUCGCAGAGAGACUGGCGAAAUCAGCAUCAACGUACGGGAUGAACGCGUGCAGGAGUCUCUAGAUGGAUUGGUAGUCCUCCUGAAACGUUUCCUUGGUCACCCCAACGACAGCAGUUUCGAGUACCGACGGUGGCUUGCUACACUCAGAGAAGUGAGAUAUGGGCACACGGUGGGCAAAUAUGAUGAUUGGGAUUCUUCCGCCAUGGAAAAAUACGCUGCCUUCUCAAUGGCGCGUUUUGGUUUUGCCAACCUGAUACGAGAUUGGUGGCAGGUGUCGGCGACCUCGGAUGAUGAGUAUCCAAGAUUGCUGAUAGACACGGCGGCCCGUACUGAACAGGGUUGGAACAUCCUCCACGUUGCUUGCUAUCGCGGUCACUAUUCCACUGUCAGCGCUCUACUCGCCGCCGGCAUUGAUGCAAAUGAAGCAGUUGGACCCUAUGAAGAUUCACCACUGCAGCUGGCUUGUGAGAACGGUCAUACCAAGGUUUGCCGGAUACUCAUCGAAAAGGCCGGGUGCGACCCGAACUCUCCCGCUGACUAUCGCAACCCGCUGUAUUGGGCAGCACGCUACGAUCCUGAUGAUAGGUAUCUCCCCGUGUUGGACUAUUUAUUGAAGAAGGGGGCAGAUGUGAAUCUUCUCUUGGAUCAUGGCAUAUAUGGCAGCGCUCUCGCGGUUGCAGCUGCUAGCGGGGCGAUCAGACCAAUGGAAUGCUUGAUUAAUCAUGGGGCAGACGUUGACCUUGCCUUGGGCCAAGGCAUGUAUGGUAGCGCGCUUGCGGGGGCAGUCGCAAGAGACCAAGAGAAUGCGGUGCGUCUUCUUUUGCAUCACGGCGCAGACGUCAAUCUUGUUCUAAGACAUGGUCGAUUCGGGACCGCUCUCAUGAUCGCC
Molecule: messenger RNA, 3042 nt
Organism: Cryphonectria parasitica EP155
Lineage: Eukaryota; Fungi; Ascomycota; Sordariomycetes; Diaporthales; Cryphonectriaceae
Exons: 5
Molecular function (GO): protein binding
Source: RefSeq, a predicted model, not a curated record